Messenger RNA from Aedes albopictus (Asian tiger mosquito), 1293 nucleotides. Its product is annotated as nuclear factor of activated T-cells 5-like. Gene Ontology annotation, cellular component: transcription regulator complex. Gene Ontology annotation, molecular function: DNA-binding transcription factor activity, RNA polymerase II-specific; transcription factor binding; RNA polymerase II cis-regulatory region sequence-specific DNA binding. NCBI's taxonomy places the organism in Eukaryota, Metazoa, Arthropoda, Insecta, Diptera, Culicidae. The record is from RefSeq and is a predicted model, not a curated record. The transcript has a single exon. Gene Ontology annotation, biological process: regulation of transcription by RNA polymerase II. The coding region runs from base 1 to 1293 and encodes 430 amino acids.
AUGUCAUCUUCAUCGACCUUUCCCUGCACGGUCGGAUCAUCAACAUCAUCGGCUAGUGCAACACAGGACGGCCAAGUUCAGCUGCAGAUUGUGACCCAACCGGAACAGCAAUAUCGCGUCCGUUGCCGAAGAAAAGGUUCGAGUGGCGCAGUCAAAGACCGCAGUGGCAACGGAUUCCCGGUGGUCCGUCUCGUUGGUUACGCGAAGCCGGCCGUCCUGCAGGUAUUCAUCGGCAACGACAGGGGCCAAGUGCUGCCACACAUGUGCUACAAGGCCUGUAAGGUUUCCGGCAAGAGCUCGACGCCCUGCAUUGAGCGAAAGCUCAAAGGUACCACGGUGGUUGAGGUGGACAUGACUCUGGAAAACGAGAUGACGGUGACCUGUGACUGCAUCGGCAUUCUGAGGAAACGAAAGGUUGUUGUGAAGCGCUGCUUUCUGGACUGGAGUGGGUCGCGGGCCAAGAAGAAGUUCACCCAUUGCCGGAUGGUGUUCCGGACGGUGGUGACGAACGAGGAUGGGUCAACUGAAAUGCUGCAGGUGUGCUCUGAUCCAAUUGUUUGCACCAAGCGGACGGGCGUUCCGGAAAUCUGCAAAAAGUCUCUAGUUUCCUGCCCCGCCGAAGGUGGUCUGGAGUUGUUCAUCAUCGGCAAAAAUUUCCGGAAGGAUACGAAGGUGGUGUUUCAGCAGCGGGAGGUGCCAUGGGAGCAAUCUGUCAUCCCUGACAGCGAAUACCUUCAACGGACGCAUCUGAUUUGCACUGUACCGCCGUACGUUAACUCGGAUAUCGUGAAACCCGUAGUAGUACAAAUAUUCAUCAUUUCUGGUGGAAGGAAGAGCGAAAUGCACGACUUUACAUAUACGCCAGAGCGACACUACAUGGCCCUGACAGCUGUGAGGUGCCCUGUUGGAGUUACUGGCGACAAUUUCUGUUUCAGAGCUGUCACCUCUCUACAGGAAGCAUUGGCAGAUGAAGUGACCACCGCCAGUAUCAUCGACGUCGGAGAAGAUUUUCCAAAUAGUAGCGCUGGCGGUUGCAGUGGACAUGGUGUGCUGGGUUCAGCUUCCGGAAGCUCAAGAGCAGAAGGUGGUAGUACGUAUCCCGCCUCAAGCUUGAAUCCCCGUAAUUCUGGCUUUAGUAGCCAGUCCAACGAAGAGACAAGCUUUGGAAUAGAGAGGCCCAUCUCAACGCAAGCAGUAGUAGCAUCUGAUCGUGAGAGUAAACUCAUCUUCAUUAUCAUCAUGAUCCUUAUGUGGCACCGUAGAAAAUGGGCAAAAUCAUCCGCUGCAUUGUAA